AUGCCUUCGCGCAGCCGCUCGCGUUCGGCGUCGAUAGCUUCGCGCAACUCUCGUCGCCAUCAUGAUGCCGAUAGCUAUGGCCAUGGACGGCCCUCUCUACCGUCACAGUCUCCUCGCCGCCGGGCAUCGCGCUCUCCCUCUUCUCCACGACACGCCCGCUCUCGCACCGGAUCACCAUCAAGGUCGCCUCCUCCACGGCGUCCGAGAUCUCCCCAGAACCGUAGACGGAGCUAUAGCCGUGGGCGAAGUGUAUCGCCAGCUCGAGACGAUCGAGACAGACGUAAUGGGAAUCGUGGUGAUCAAUACAGCGAAUCUCGAUCCAGGUCGCGAAGCCCAUACUCUUCCCGCAGUCGCAGCCGCAGCCCCAUCAGAGACCGCCGACAGCGCGGUAGAAGCUAUACCAGAAGCCCUACUCCUGUCGCCAGAAGGAGUGCAAAGAUUGUCGUGGAGAAACUGACGAAGAAUGUUAAUGAAAACCACCUACGUGAGAUAUUUUCUGCAUAUGGAGAGAUAGAGAGUCUCGAAUUACCGAUGAAUCGGCAAUUCAUGACCAACCGUGGGGCUGCUUAUAUUCACUAUCGUGAACCUGCCGAUGCCGAGUCGGCUAUUGCACAUAUGCAUGAAGCCCAGCUUGAUGGUGCCGUGUUAAGCGUUUCCAUCAUACUCCCUCGCCGCACAUUUUCGCGCUCUCCACCGCCAGCUACCAGACCGCCUCGUGCAGAAUAUGGCAAUGGGCGAUACGGAGGUGGCAGGGGCUCGGCUUUCCUAGAUUCGGGCCGAUUACCACCACCACCACCACCACCACCAUUGUCUUCAAGGUAUCGGUCUCCGCCGGGCCGUGGUAGAUUCCGCGGAGGCCGUGGUGCGGAUCGACACGACAUAUAUCGUCCGCGAUCGAUUUCACGCUCCCGUUCUCCAGCUGCGCGAGCGAGGUCACCUUCGUAUUCCUCAAGGUCUCCGUCGGUUACUCCUCCACGCUUGAGGCGUUCGAGAAGAGAUAGCCCGUCUCGUCGUAGGAGAAGUCUGAGUUAUAGCAGUGUCAGCAACAGAAGCCGAAGCCGAUCCCCCAGCAGGACUAGGGACCGUUAUGGGCGCUAA
Molecule: messenger RNA, 1098 nt
Organism: Nannizzia gypsea CBS 118893
Lineage: Eukaryota; Fungi; Ascomycota; Eurotiomycetes; Onygenales; Arthrodermataceae
Exons: 3
Coding region: 1-1098 (365 amino acids)
Biological process (GO): mRNA splicing, via spliceosome
Cellular component (GO): ASAP complex; cytoplasm; nucleoplasm
Molecular function (GO): RNA binding
Source: RefSeq, a predicted model, not a curated record